AUGGUAGACUCUACAUCGAAUCAAGCUAUGGCAGACGAAGAUCAAAGCAAGAAGGCAGAAGAAGAUCAAAACAAGAAGAAAACAAACAAUCCCAAGUCUUAUCAGGUGAGGAAAGAAUGCAUAAAGAGGAAAUCAAUGGAACUUGCAACUCUUUGCGAUAUCAAGGUUUGUACUGUUAUUACUGGUCCUAAUGGGGAACUGCAAACUUGGCCUGACAAUUUGGAUGCCUGUAAAGAAGUUCUUGAUCUCUACUCUCAAAAUCUGAAACCCGAAAAAAAGCACAAGGAAUCAUCAACACCAAUACCAAAACCAGAAGAAGAACAAGGAGAGAAAGAUCUCCUAUCGAUAGUUGAAUCAAAGCUUGUUGCUGUCAACAGGAGAAUUCGUUUCUUGGAGAACAAGAAUAUUGCCCUUGCUGAUAAGGGGAAAAGAAAGAGAAUAGAGUGAUUUAUUUGUAUGGAUUUUUUCUUCUGUUAGUGGAUAUCAUACUUUAUGUGGUUAAGGGAUUGGAACAGCCCAAAAAUCCUUCAUCCCUAUUUAAAGACCUUUGC
Molecule: messenger RNA, 551 nt
Organism: Solanum stenotomum
Lineage: Eukaryota; Viridiplantae; Streptophyta; Magnoliopsida; Solanales; Solanaceae
Product: agamous-like MADS-box protein AGL103
Exons: 1
Coding region: 1-447 (148 amino acids)
Molecular function (GO): DNA binding; protein dimerization activity
Source: RefSeq, a predicted model, not a curated record